AUGCCUAUUGAAGACGAUGCAGCUCAGAAACUUUACAGAGUCCCACCUGGCUAUAACUUACACAAAGCUAAGCAGAAACCACCCCAGCGGAAGCCUAAAAAAGAAAAGAAUGUGAAGGUCCCAGAAGUCCUUGUCGACCCACCAGCCCCAGUGCUUGUGGCAAACAUGGGGGCUCCGAUUUCAUCGUUUGAAUCAACCGUGGGAACGGAUACCCUAAUGAAUGAAAUCAAGCAAUUAAACCAACCAAUAAACCGUCCAUCACUGGUAGAACAAAGCACUGUGUCUGAUUCAGUAGAUGGAGCGAAAACAACAGAGACGAAAAUCCUGCUGCCACCGGACUUGAUGCCCCAAUCACAACCAACGUCAGGGGAAGUGGUAGCGCCUGAACCCACAAACGCAGCGCCUGCAGCGACGAGCGAAGCAGCACCUCAACUUGCAACGGAGAGUCAGAAGAACUCACAAGCAUCUGAACAAAUUCUGCCGGUUGGACAACUCCAGAUAUUGACACCAAAACCCUCAAAUCCACAGUCAGUAUCCGCGGUUCCGACUUCGACCCCAACAAUUAGUGGGACACCAGUGCAACCAAAGCUUACGUCAAACCAUUCAAGCCAAAGUUUGCCAAACUCCACCCCCACUUCUUCCAUAUCCGUCCACUCGAACACAGGCAGUAUGAAGACAGUAACAGCUACUCGGACUUCUAAAUGGACUCCUAAAUGGACUCCUAGGGGGCCUCCUAAGGGGCCUCCUAAGGUGACUCCUCCACCAAAAGACAGCAGGAGGGUCAGGUUUUCAAGUCGGUUGUCCUCCAUAUUUUCUCGAAUGACCGGUUCGAGUAAACUACCAGAUAAAAAAGACCUUAUAGACGCCAAAGCAGCUGCUGAGAUCGAACGUGCUCAAGCGGAAUACGAGGAAGAGUUGUUACGGAGAACACUGGAAGAGCUGGAAAGAGCCCGAGAAGCGGCUCUUCAGGCCAAAAUUGAACGGUUUCUGGCUUCGCGAAGGGGUAAAAAGAUGAUUGCACGAAAGCAGGCAGAGAUGCAAACUGUUAUGCACUGGAUGAUACAGACCAUGCGUGAGUUUCAUCGCACGCAUGCGGCCUUUGAUGAUUCGGAAGAGGAACCUAACCCGGAACUUAUGCGUAAGCUGAGAGCACUGCAUAUGCUGGAGACUCUAUUCAUGCCAGGCCAGAGAAGUAUAUGUCGGAGUAGGUCUGGUAGCCGGUGCAGUCGUGCCAGUGGAUACUCGCCUUCCUGUCACUCCAGCAACUAUCAAUCCCCUAACACUGGCGCGGAUCCUAGGCGCUGCUGCAUCAUGCCGAAACCCUGUCAGUUUGAAGGCCGAAGAAAACGCAGAAAAAAACUCUGCUGGACGCUUAUCUCGAUGCUUGAAAGUCGUGGCAUAGAUGUGCAGGGCGAGAUCGCCCGAGAUAUGCAAGCGAUGGAGGAAGAAGAAAAUGAAGAACAGGAAGUAGAAGAAGAAGAAGAAGCACCCAGGUCGUCUUCCACUGCCCAUGCUUCGCGGCCAGGAUAG
Messenger RNA from Dibothriocephalus latus, 1530 nucleotides. The record is from the annotation of a GenBank genome assembly. NCBI's taxonomy places the organism in Eukaryota, Metazoa, Platyhelminthes, Cestoda, Diphyllobothriidea, Diphyllobothriidae.